GUGUUUGUAUUGCCAUACAAGUGUCACAACUCUAUCCAAAAGACAAAACAUGCCCUAUCAUUAAGAGAAAAAACAGUCCCAAUUCACCAACAAUAACCACAAAAACAGAUAAAAUUACAAAUCAUUCAAUACUCACUACCUCAGUCUACUACUACAAUGGAAGCCAUUCUUACCACCAAAAUCCCACUUCCUCUUUCUUCAUCAUCAUCUUCCAAUACAUCUUCUCUAAUUUCUCUAUCUUCCCUCUCAAUUCUAAGCAAACCCAUCAGAAAGCUGACUUAUCAAAGUAAUUACAAGAACACCCAGAUUUGGCCUUCUUUUAGAAUAAGAGCAAUGUCCCAAACUGCUCCUAUUUCUGUAGAAGCUUCUAGUAUUCCUACAGAAAUGAAAGCAUGGAUAUAUGAAGAAUAUGGAGGUGUUGAAGUUCUUAAAUUGGGUUCUAAUGUAAAAGUGCCUGAAUUGAAGGAUGAUCAAGUCUUGAUUAAAGUGGUUGCUGCUGCUUUAAAUCCUGUUGAUUUUAAGAGAAGGCUUGGCAAGUUUAAGGCUACUGAUUCUCCUCUUCCUACUGUACCAGGCUAUGAUGUGGCUGGUGUAGUUGUAAAGGUUGGUAGUCAAGUGAGCGAGUUCAAAGUAGGGGAUGAAAUUUAUGGAGACAUCCACGAGAAAGCGCUUGACGGCCCCAAGCAAUUCGGGUCAUUAGCCGAAUAUACUGCUGUGGAGGAAAAAUUGUUGGCACUCAAGCCUAAAAGUCUUGACUUUGCACAAGCUGCUGCUCUCCCUUUAGCUAUUGAGACUGCUUAUGAAGGUCUAGAAAGGGCCGGCUUCUCUGCUGGAAAAUCAAUCCUUGUUUUGGGUGGUGCUGGUGGCGUUGGAACCCUCGUAAUCCAGCUAGCAAAACAAGUUUUUGGUGCGUCAAGAGUUGCAGCAACGGCUAGUACAGGAAAAGUUGAUUUCUUGAAGAGCCUUGGCGUUGAUUUGGCUAUCGACUACACUAAGGAGAAGUUCGAGGACCUGCCAGAAAAGUUUGAUGUUGUGUAUGAUGCAGUUGGUGAAGGCGAAAGGAACGUAAAGGCGGUGAAAGAAGGGGGAAGCGUAGUGGUCUUAACAGGUGCAGUGACACCACCAGGUUUCAGAUUUGUAGUGACUUCCAAUGGAGAAGUACUGAAGAAGCUGAACCCAUAUCUCGAGAGUGGAAAAGUGAAGGCCGUUGUCGAUCCUAAGGGACCGUUCUCAUUCGAUAAGGUUGAUGAGGCCUUCUCGUACCUUGAAACAAAUCGCGCUACUGGGAAAGUAGUCAUCCACCCCAUUCCCUGAGUUUAAACUGCUAAGCUCUAACAAUAUUCGAACUUAGCUGAUGAGGCAAAUUUUGUUGAGCAAUCGAACAGUGAACUAUGUUGAUUAUAUAGUCAAUGAUAAUUCAAAUUUUGUUUCUUUUGUUCA
Amaranthus tricolor (Joseph's coat) is the source of this 1440-nucleotide messenger RNA. RefSeq names its product 2-methylene-furan-3-one reductase. Gene Ontology annotation, molecular function: oxidoreductase activity, acting on the CH-CH group of donors, NAD or NADP as acceptor; zinc ion binding. Gene Ontology annotation, biological process: pteridine-containing compound metabolic process. Lineage: Eukaryota; Viridiplantae; Streptophyta; Magnoliopsida; Caryophyllales; Amaranthaceae. The transcript has 4 exons. The record is from RefSeq and is a predicted model, not a curated record. The coding region runs from base 157 to 1314 and encodes 385 amino acids.